Messenger RNA from Paramuricea clavata, 11602 nucleotides. NCBI's taxonomy places the organism in Eukaryota, Metazoa, Cnidaria, Anthozoa, Malacalcyonacea, Plexauridae. The record is from the annotation of a GenBank genome assembly.
AUGCAGCUUGGAAGUGCUUUCGACUAUUCCAAAUUUAAAGUUGGGAACAACCUGGUUGGGGAUAACGUUCGAAACGGAGCAAUUCAGAGACGUAAUGACAUGUCUUAUAUGAAGUUUAAAAUGAUAAAAAGUCAAAAAGAUAUCAGCGAUGUGUUGGAUGUCUCGGGAGAAUUAUCUGUCAAAGUCAUGGCUGGACUCGUUGAUGUUCAAGGAAAAGGAUCGUACCUGAAAAGUUCAGUGACGAGUGGAAACACUGUGGAAGUUUUGGCGCAAAUAUAUUAUCGGACGGUAAGAUUUUAAAAUUUGUCCCCUUUAAGUUAUUGUCUGAAAGUGUGUUUGUUUUCGAACCUUAAUUAUAGAGAAUAAAAAAAAUUGUGUGCCUUGCGGGAAACAUCAAAGCAAAUAAUAGCCCCACUCGAGGGAAGCGAAAAACAAAUUUCGGACUUUAUUAUAUUCAUUUUGAAAUCAAUGGUGUUUCCUGCAAUCUGAUUGGUUCACAAGAGUGCGAUUUCAGCACGAAUCGCACUGCUAGCUGUGCGAUUCAUGCUGAAAUCGCACCAUCUUUCAACCAAUCACAUUAGAGUGCUGAUUCCAGCCAACCAAUCAUAUUUAAUCAUAGGAUUCAAGUAGCCAAUCAAAUGUAAGAAAAAUGUGAUAUGGCAAAUGAGGAAAAACAAAAAAUUUACAUAUGUCGUAAUUUAAAAUUUUUCUAAUCCUCUUCAUAAGUGCCUAAGUAAUUUUUUGCACAUAAAAGCAAAACAAUAUGGAUAGCUACAGUAAACUAUCAAAGGAUUGCAAAGAAAUGUAUGUUUUUGAAAUUUCACAAAUAGUAACAGGCAAAACGCCAACAGAAGCAAAUUUAAAGAAGCGUCAGGUCUGUCUCAGGGAAAACAGAGGUAAAUUCGCCAAUCGUAUUUGCAAUUUUUAAACGCACCAAACUCUUUCAAAUCACUCGUUAAACCUACAAUAUGUUUAAACUUACUUGUGCUGUCUCUUAUUCUUUAUGAAUGUCUUCAUUUCUUUAACGUUUUUGCAGUUUAAUUAACAAACGUUUUCAAAACUAAGUACGUUCAUCUUGUUCGCUUGUUGAUGCUAUGCUACAACACUUAGGGAGGUACCGGAGAUGUGUUUUUUGCAAACAAAAACCUUUCCGGUUUACACAAAUAUUUAUUAAAGAUUUCCAAAUGAAUAUAGUAAAGUAGAAAUUGAACCUCAUGUCGUGAAAUUUUGGACUGAAAUCAAACUUGUGAUUACAAAUCCCACUCCCUCUUUGCGGGGAGUUUUUUCAAAUUCCACUCCACUCAGUUAAAUUACCAUUGUAUAUUAUGCACGAUCACAAGAAGACGAAGUAGGCAUAUUACACAAAAUACAUGAUAUACACUCAGGUUGUCUCAAAAAAGGAAAUCUACCUUCACCAUGCCAUUAUGCGUUCAUUACUCGGUGUAUGGACGUAAUUUUUUAUAAUCAUAAAGAUUAGGCUUUUGGCUGUUGAGUGUUGAAUGACAUAUUCUUCAGCCUUAAAAACGAGCAAUUGAGUAAGUACGAGGUAAACAAAAUUUUUUUGUCGAAAUCGUAUAUUUUCACUGCUGCACCCAAUUAAAGCAGUGCAUAAUAAAAGGAAAAGGAAUUAAUUACGAAUGAGCCAUGUUAACAAUGAGUUCAGAGCUGGUUUACAAGAUGUCUAUAAUAAUUAUGCAUACCCACGUAUUUUAUUUAAGUGAAAUUCAUCAACUUAAUCACGUCAGAAAUGCUUAUCAGCGAUCGUUACUCAACUAUUGUGUAAUUUUCGGUUUAAUUAAACGCCCCGUGCAAGCCCCACGUCACGCACAGUUACCUACGUUAUUUGUUAGCUAUCCUUCUAACUAGCUACGUUUUGGAACGCCGUUAAUACAGCAGUUUCACGAGAUACACGGCUAUCUGAAGCAUACAUUUUGAGGGCAAUAGUUGUUUUUAACAUUUAGGAGCGGCCACUAAUUCACAAUCAGAAACGUCAGAAAGCUCCCGUUGCGUCUACUUAUAAAAUAAUAAGUCGUUAAAAAGAUAUAUUUAUUCGAUUCCGUCAAAUAAUUGCUAAAUGAAUAAUUGCUAGAAUAUAGAUUGUCUUAAAUUGUAAAAUAAAAUAAAUUUAUCUCGACUACAAGAUGUACAUGUAUUUAUCUUUAUGUGUUAUUUCAAUAUGAUUUGAACACAAUUUCUUUUAAUAUUCCCAGUCAUAAGACACAAAGUGUUUCAAAGUGCACAGCCACAGGUAAAGGUAAAUCAUUCAAUUUCAUUUCUCAAUGAAAGACAAUAUUCUGGCAAAUUAUUUCACAAUAACGAAUAAAUAUAUAUUUUUAACGACUUAUUUAUUCUAUAAAUAACCUCAACGUGAGUCAUGUUAACGCUUCCGUUUUUGAAUUAUAGUGACCGCCCCUAAAUGUCAAAACCAACUAUUGCUCUCAAACUUUUUGCUUGAGGUGCUCGCGUAUCUAGCGAAACUGCUGUAACUCGUGUACUUAACUAAACUGAUCACAGUUAAUUAAGGAUUUAACUACAGUUGUUAACGCUAAUUUUAACUAUACAUGUACGUUUUUAUUCAACCGGACAAUGCAGAGUGAUCAAGUUGACGCGAUGUACAUUCAGGAAGGCUGCAUUAAAUGAAACUUUAUUACAGGUAACUAAGACGAUUACUGAUGACGCAAUGAUACCGAUAACAGACUGGCGGAACAAAAUCGAUGGUGGCAAACAUUACAUACGCAGUAUUACAUACGGCGGGUAUUUGAUUGCGUCUUUGAAGUAUACCGCGAAGAAAGAUGAAACAAAAGAAGACAUACAAGCAUCGGUUGAAGUAAACGUGAAUACAAAGAAAGUGAAUGUCGGUAUCAAGGGACAGUUCCAGAGUCUUGCAGAAUCUGCUAAUAGCGUUGCUAACUUGAAGAUCUCUUAUACUUCAUCUGAAUUACCAGAUGACACACCUGUCGACCUGGACUCGAUCCUUAAAGCAAUUUCGGACUUUCCAAACAAGGUUUGUUUAUAUGGGUUCUCCUUUCGCCAGAAAAACACCCAAACAUGGAAAUAGUGGAUAUAGAAUGCGUAAUUGAUUACGAAUCAUGUCUGCACUUUUUCUCAUACGUGCCUUCUCAAAUCCGCCAUAUUGAAUUUAACUAGGAGUGAGAAAUACAAAGUACCGGAAAUACAUGCAUUUCCAAACGUUAAUUUAACAUGAAGUAUUAUAGUAAUUGAACAUCACUGAAUGCAGUUUCGCGUUGUGAAGUCAAGUGUUGCCAUGACAACAAUGUUUUUAAAUAUUUAUUUCUAAAAAUAUUUUUGUACAAAAUGACAACAAUUGUUAAGAUUAUAGUACUUAUAACAAUACAAAAAUAAAUUUCUGAAAUAUAUACUGCUGGUAUAUAUGUUAUUUUCCAUUUUGUGCUCUUAAGCCCGUUCUCCACUACGCGAAUUUGUUCGCGCGACGCCAAGCAAAAACCGAAAUCCCGCAACGUGAUUGGUCGGCGAAAAAAUUCGUGGCGAAAAAGUAGGAUCGCUUCCUACUUUUUAUCUGUUCGCGCGAAUAAAUUCGCCUAGUGGAGAAGGGCUUUAGAGUUAAAGUAAAUUUAAUCUGCAGUGCUUCAUCCAAUGUUUUUGAAAUGUUCACUGAACUCCCCAGACUUCAAGCACUAAAACUGCUUUGCCGAUAAACUGUUUUUAACUUCUUAAUAAAAUAAAACAAAGCAAUUUCAAAGUAUUGAAUAAUUUCAGUAACUGUUUAAUUUAUUCAUAAUAUAACAGCUUCUUUAAUUAAAAUGGGAAACAGUGCCCGUUUUACGUAAAAAAUGAAGCAACAAAAUUCACAAACAUAAACAUUGAAAGAAAAAUUACCUUUAUUCCACUUUUCCACGGUUUUUCCCACAGUAUAUCAAUUAAUAUUCUUCUUAUUUCUUGAAGGCAUGCAAAAUUGCUUAAAUCCUCAUUGUAUGAAACGUUUCUCCAAAUAAUAAUAAUAAUAUAAUAAUAUAAUGAAUUUGUCACUUUAUACAUGAUAUAAACUAAUUAAAGACAAGUAAAGACAGAUACAAAUCUUGGCAGGGGAAAGGAACAGGACUCUCGUCCCAAUUGACACCUAACCCCUAUUGUAUCAUAAAAUAUAUUGCUUAUCCCACCAAUGGCAAAAUUUUUGAGAGCAGUGAGGAGGUCCCCCCCCCCCCAUUCACCAUGACACGACUUUCAGCAAUUAUUCCAACUGAUCGAUUUUAGCAUGUUUAAUACUUAUAGGUAAAGCAAAGUAAGGAUGGUAUUGGGGUUCCAAUAGAGGUCGAAAUCCGGGAACUGAAGUAUCUUCAAGGGAACAACGAACUAGACUACGUUGUAAGCGGCCUCAUUGCUGGAAAAGUUCGCAGGUUUGAGGCGAUGUUUGCAGACUUGGAGACGACUUAUGACGCAAUCGACAAGUUGGUCACAGAUCCAAAACACGAGAAAAUGGAUGAUCAACUAGCAGCGAUAUACGGCGAAUUUAAAUCAAAGAUAGACAGAAUAAAACGUGAAUUUUAUAAAGCCGUCAAUAACCUAGACCUUAACGAUAAGCCGGGAGAACUGGAUCAGCUAACGAAAGCCUUUGAAGCCUAUAAAGCCGGCGAUAAGGGUUUCGUCCCUGGGAAAUAUUCCAGGCAGUUCAAACGACUGCAAAAAGAGGAGCCUUUGCCACUGCCUUGGGUAUGUCGUAUAUACAUCCUAUAUAUCACAAAUCACAAUGUACAAUUACUCCUCACAGCCAACUCGUUUUGAACAUACCAUAUAUAUAUACCCACAAUAAUAGACAAUUCCCAUGCAUAAUAGAAUAAUUUUUUAUCUUGGCAAUAAAAGCAUAUUACCGGAAAGGGCAGACUACAAUUAGUAAAAUUCCAAAGUUUGGACUAUGCGAAGUGUUUUAAAAUGCGGAAAAUAUAGCCUUGCAAAGUUAGCAAAUUUUGUAUACUUUUGUAGCAAUGUCCGCAUGCAAUAUAAAAAUAUUCAAAAUUUGUAAACUUUGCAAGGCUAUAUUGUCCGCAUUUUACAACACGGAGACGCUUCGCCUGGAGGACAAAUAUUUCCGUGCGUUCUUUUGCAGUUUUUGAACUUACCUACCUGGCGAUGAUGCCUAAAUGCAGUUCUAUGAUUAGUGCAACUAUAUUUUAUUUGUUUUUUCCACGGUUCCCAGAAUUAUAGGUGCUGGGCAAUCGAUAGACCUGAUAUCCCCCAUUUCCCAAACUCACAUUAAAACUACGCUAUGUUAGUAGUAUAUCUAAACUUGUCCUUGUUCAUUAUACAGUGCCGUAGCUAGCAUGUAUAGUUGGGGGGGUGUAGGCCAAAAAUUUCCGAAUGACGAAGAAAAUUUCCGAAUAUUUCAUGGCAUACGAAGCUGGCAUAUGAAGAUGCAGGAAAAAUUUUUUUCAAUCGAAAAUUUUGGGCGACCUCCCUCCCCCCGUCGCCAAAAAAAAUUUCGGUCAGUGUACCAUUUUAAGGGUCAAAAAAUUUUUCUGGACAUACCAAAAGUCAAAUAUUACCUAUAAAUUGCCUGAAUCUCAUGAUUUUCGUACAAAAAGCAUAUACUAUUAUUGCCGUUAUUUUCCGAAUGGCCAACCCGAUUUUCCGAAUAUGUUAAUUCUACAAAAGUUGGGGGGGGGGGGGCUAAUACCACCCCCUCGCUACGGCCCUGUGUUCAUAUUCAAGUUCAGUAUAAUUGUAUAAAUCCAUGGUAACUCGGCGAUACAAAUUUCGGAGUGUCAGAGUCGUUGCACAAAGGAAACCACAUUAUUGUUAAUAUAAAGCUAAAAAAAUCCAGCAAAAUUAACGAAGUUAAUUGCUUGCGACAUGCAGAUUCCAAUGGCCAUUCAAUUAAUAGUCGCCAUUUUGAAACUGAACUGCAUAGAUCAAAAACGUCACGUUUGAAAGAACGUCACGUUUGUGACACCCUCCAAGAAAUAUCAGAAUGACAUGCGCAGAAAGUCCCAGCACAUUUUAGACCUUCGGCUGUGCCGGAGUAGUUAUAAUUAUAUCGCAACAUUGAUUAAAAUUAUAUCUUUCAGGAUGCGAAGUUGAAAAAGAGGCAGGUAAGAUAAUAAAUUGCUCAAAGUCUAAAUAAAUUUCAGGGAUAUAUCACUCCGAAUAAUUUUACGAAAUUUAUGGGAUUUUGAAAACCUUUUAAAUGUUGUAUAAACUACAUUACAAGUGAGUGCGAUUUUUGUACCUGACUUUGGGUUUUAAUUUUAAGCAAAAAUAUGAAAAGUGUACUAAUUUAUGCCAUCAGAGUGUGACUUUCUGAUAGUUGACGGCCGUCGAUUAUUCAAGUUGUUUACUGUACAUCAGUGCAGCUGGAAAAUGUCCUACAGCACCAGGAAAUGCACCUCAGGUAAUUUUCGUAAACCUUGCAGGAAAUGUUCAUGUCAUCUUAUACACUGGAAUGCCAUAUAUAAAAUUUUCUUAUUGUUUAAAAAUUCCAAAUGCACUUUGGAAAUCGAGAUUGUUUUGUGCCGAGAUUUAAGUUUACCACAAUGCGUGACAUAGCGUACGUUCUCUGAAAUCUACUAUAUGCACAAAUUUGGCUUACACCGGAAAUUUUCUUGCUUUUUCUGCCAGCAAGAGAAAUAUAUAUGAUUUAACAAAUAUAAAACAUUUUCCGUGUUGAUAUACAGUUAUAUCAACACGAGUGGAAUUGGGAAAACGAGAAAUUGUGUGGAAACACGACGCCCGAAGGGCGGAGUGUUUUCAUACAAUUUCGAGCUUUCCUAACUUCCACGAGUGUUGAUAUAACUAUUUAUAAUAUAGCAUUUGUAAAUUCUGAACGCUUAUUGGCUAAGAGCCGUGUUGAUAUAACUCCAUGUCAACACGGGAAAUUUUCCGCCGCUUGUAAACACGGAAAUUUUUCUUAUUCUUCGGGCUUUUGACAUUGCUAUAUUAUAAAACAAAUAUAAAACAUUUUUCCGUAUUGAUAUAUAGUUAUAUCAACACUCGUGGAAGUUGGGAAAACUCGAAAUUGUAUGAAAACACUCCGCCCUUCGGGCGUCGUGUUUCCACACAAUUUCUCGUUUUCCCAAUUUCCACUCGUGUUGAUAUAACUGUAUAUCAACACGGAAAAUGUUUUAUAUUUGUUAAAUUUAAUAUCAAUACGGAGAAAAUGUUUUAUAUUUUUUUUAUAAUAUAGCAAUGUCAAAAGCCCGAAGGAUAAGAAAAAUUUCCGUGUUUACAAGCGGCGUAAAAUUUCCCGUGAUGACAUUGAGUUAUAUCAACACGGCUCUUAGCCAAUCAGCGUUCAGACUUUACAAAUGCUAUAUUAUAAUACUUACUAUAACAUGAAUAGAUUAUAUAGAGAAUAAUACAUGGGUGCGCGGAAAUACCAGAUUUAUUUCCAGUGUUGAACAUGAUAUCUCACGAGUGAGCGCAGCGAAUUAACUGGUGAGAUAUCAUGUUUAACACGAGAAAUAAAUCUGGUAUUUCCAUGCACCCAUGCAUUUUUCUGUUUAUUAUAUAAAGGACAGUCUUUGAAAAGCGAUCAUUUUUACAGAAAAGCGAUAAUUCGAAAAGCGAUAAUUUUCACAUGUGAGAUUAUCACGAAUAAUCUCACAUGUGAGAUUAUCACUUUUAUCAGUGCUCGAAAUUUCUAUAAAGCACUAUACUUAAAUAACUAUAAUAAAAGAACAUAACCUCAAGUACAAGUGCUUGCAUGCAGGCUAAAAUACCGCAUUGUAAUUAGCCUGCUUUCGGUUAUUUCAUGGGCCGAGUAGAUUAAUAAAUCUAAAAAUGUUUUUGUAAACCGUCGUAUAUUUAAACUUUCCUUUGAGAAGCGUUGUCUGGGUAAGAUAAAAACAACAAGAAUAGCUCGCGAUUUCAUGCAUGGUGCAAUGUGAAGCUAAUCUUCUAAGUACUGAGUUAGGUUUGGAGGGUUUAGAUUAAUUUUCUUUUUCAGGUCGAAUGUGUUCCUAAAUAAUCUUAUUGGACCUCCAAUAUUGAACUGGUUCAUGGUCUGUUAGCUGUUACUUUUUUGUGUCAAUAGUUAGGGAACAUAGUAAUUUUUUUUUCAGGAAAAGGCAAAGAAUAAAAAAAUGAUGAGAGAUAUGGAGAAAAAUAUUGAAAACGUGAAUACAGAAAUAUCCUCGUUCGAAAGACAUGUCUCAGGUUAGUAAAUGGUCAUUUUGUGGGUCUUAACAUGUUCGGCAUAUAAUUAUGUAGACCCUUUGGUAGAAACCAAUAUGAACUUAGUAAUAUUUUAUAGUUGCAAACACCCUGAGAUCGAUCGAUAUCUUCGUUAUAUGUUUAUUUUCCACCAGGAUAAUUACUGACUGUUACAGUAAGGUUGAAAUAAACACAUUUAUAGCGCAAUUAGAAUAUUAAAAAUUCAAGAACAAGAUGUUUCCUUGCCUGACUAGAAUGUGUUCUAAACAAAUUACAGAAAAAUAAACACUUGAACCUAUAUUAGCUAUAAGAACAAUUGAAUUAUUUAAGUGUGGUUUUCGGUGCGCUGCAAAAUUUCCAAUAUCGACCUUUUUUAUGAAAUGGGCAACUAAUUAAGGUGGCUUCUUACAUUCUAUUUCUUUUUCAUUUUAUUUCUCGCACUUUUUGGUGUAAAAACAGUAUAAUUUUUCCGCUUCUCUGAAUUUUUAUCUAUGGUCAAUGAUUUAUCAUAUUUAAAUUUGAAAAGAGGUUUACAAUAUGAGCCUCGGAAUAUAUAUGAAUGACGAUUGCAAUAUGUUUAAUUACUCGCCCUGCGUGGCGAUUUUACAAAGUUUACAAAAAUUCGCCGAAGGAAAGGCGGGAAAACCAGAUCUAAAAUACAAAAAGUUGAAAACACCGUAGUGCAUUGAAUUAAGCAAGCGUUAACCCAUCUUAAAUGUGGUUUUGUUCUAAAAUCAGCAUGAAAUUAAAACGUUUCAAACAUUUAACUGAAAGUUUGACUUUCGCAUGAAACAACUCGUAAUUUUCUGUUCAACAGAUCAAGCAGUUCAUGUGAAUUGAAUAGAAUGAAAAGGCUUAGAAACCAUUCCACGAAAUUGGUUAAAUUAACAAACUGAUAAACAUCUAUAUAGCCUACUGUAUACAUUUUAAAAAAUUUACUAGUGUAAUGAAAAACUGUCGUUUCCUAUGUGGAUAAAACCCGCGCUUUUUCAAGAUUUUUAGCGUGCCACGAAGAUUGCACCCGCGGGAUUCAAGGAUGAUGUCUGAUCUAUAUAUAAAUCAUGUUUUAAACUACACAACAGUUAAUUGUAGAGAGCCUGAUUUAGUUUGAAUAUGGUUAAUUUAUUCACGCUCAUAUCAAUCUUAAUGAAAUGUUCACGCUGUGGAUCAUGUAUGGAUUUCUUCCAAAGUGAGAUAAUAGUUAUACAAUCGAAGCUGCAAAUAAUUCAUUUGACUGUUUGGAUUUUCUCCCAAGAGUGUGCCCUGUUUUGGAGCUUUAGUCUUCAUAUGAAGCCUAUGCCGCAAUAGAGGAGGGGGGGGGGGGGGGAGAGGGCAACGGCUCCAGUUAUAUACACAAUAUAACAACGUUAGAAAAAUACAUUGCUCCCUAGAUCCAAGAACAUGCAAAGAUAUACACGGAGGUUACCCUUCAACUGAUGGAGAGCAUAAUCUUUAUUUAAAGUUUCCUGAAUGCAAUCAACCUACAAAGAUCUAUUGCGCAGAUAUGAAUACAGUAAAUCCUAAAGAAUAUGUCACAUUGCCAGCCGGAGGGACAAAAAAUUUUGCAUUUCAUCUUGAUAAAGAGGAGGGCCACCGAAAUGAACCACAGUGGACACGAUUUGAAAAGGUUCUUAUUGUUGCUUAAUAUGCAGAUUUCUUCCAGUAGUCCAGUCAAAUAACUAUAAGUACAUGGUUCUGAUCAAACUAAUUGCAAUAGGUUUGUUUUCAGUGGUAAAGUGUGAGAAAAGUUGUUCGGAUUAACAUGAUACUAAAAAUCAAAAAAUAUCCCUUCGGUGCAACAUGGUGAAAAUCGAGUUUUUCUUACUUCUACCUAUAGAAAACCAUUGUGGACAGAAUGUUGAAAUUUUGAAAUCAUUUUUAGGCAAAUGUAACCUACAUUAUUGGAAAGCUUAGAAAAAACUAAAAUAUAAAUCAUUAAACGGUUAUCUUGCUUUUGCCUAUCCAGCCGAAGUUCUACAAGAUUUAAAAUGCCAUAAAUUUGUAUUUUGUGCGAAUUUUGCACUAUUUUUCCAACUUUGAGCUAGAAUAACGACAAACUGACCAGUGAAUUAAAUAUAACCGUUUAAUGAUCUAUAUUUUAGUUUUUUCUAAGCUUUUCAAUAAUGUAGGUUACAUUUGCCUAAAAAUAAUUUCAAAAUUUGAACAUUCUGUCCACAAUGGUUUUCAAUAUGUAGAAGUAAGAAAACCUCGAUUCUCACCAUGUUCCACCGAAGGGAUUUUUGGGGAUUCUUAGUAUGUUAAUCAGGAAACCUUGCCUCACAUUUUUCCACUGAAAGAAAUUCUAUUGCAAUUUCUUUGACCUCUGGUCACAGAUUGACUUGACUACAGUUGUGGCCAUGCAGUUUCAUUAUGCAUGCACGUGUGUAUAUAAGCACGGAAAAGCAAAAUGAAGUUAAAUUAUAUAGUAAAAUAUAUAAAUUCUUAUCACCAUGACGCUAACGUCGUGCUGCCGUCAAUAUGUCGUAACGCUGAACGACUACAAUUAACGUACGCAUACCAACACGUUCGCUAACUCCCCGAUAUCCCACUUAUUAAACUCUUAUUCUUUUUGACUUUGAAAUUAAUUUUAUUUUUUCUAGAUUCGUCUUAAUAUUGAUGCCAUGUCCAUAGAUAUAGACGACUACAAAUUUGCUACUGCCAGCGUGAAGAAAAAAUUUCAUCCUUUUGCAAGUGCUGGAGAUUGCGUAAGCUACCAUCCUAACUAUUGCGCUGAAAACAACAAAAAAGGAAAUUUUAAAGUUGAUAUAAGUGGUACAAAUUUUCUUUUACCAAACACCAUUCCUUAUUCGUUUUAUUCAUGGCCAGCGUGUGUUAUACGUUUGUACAAGGAGGUGAUGAGCCCUGAUCGUAAACAGUGGUCAGGAUAUUGCGGGGGGCGUUGCGGAACAUGCUGGCCUAAAGUAUUCCAUCUUCUUGUAGAAGGAUGUUAAAAGUGUUCCAAGAAAUGAAAUUAAACGUUAUAAUUGCUUGAAUAAUUGUCAGUUGACUCUUUUGAAUAUCUUUCUGAACCUUGAUAUUACUAAUUUUACUGAAUAUUCUUUCUGAAAUACGCAGCAUAUCUAAAAGUUGAACUAUAAACAGCAGACACAUAUUUUUCAUGUAGCUAGGCUAAAUACACAUGCACUUCCGGAAAGUAUGUCACCUUGGCAAGGGAGCAUUGUUUUCCUCAAACAUCCAAUCAUAUUAAUAUGUCCCUAUACGGCCUGCGCGGCGUCAAUUUCGGAAGGAUCUAUUGUAGCUAAAUAUUAAGUUUUUCAGGUAGUUUCCCUACGAAUGAAAGUUUUGGUACCAAUUUAUAUAAUCUAUUACAUGAAUAUAGGAGAUUCUAGUGAAUCUUAAGGGGGAGAAGCAUAAUUAAGAACUAAUUUACUUAGAACUUAAGUCUUGUUUACUAUAGUUUAGUCACAUUCAUUCUUGAGCCUUAUAUUAUUUAUAGAUAUUUACAAAUAUAUGUUAC